CUUUUAUCAGCUGAUCUGCAGACUCACUUUCUCUGCAUCUCCUCCCUAGAUCCUACCAAAGCUUAAAUAAAUAAAAAAAAAUGGCGGCGACGUCGUCGGAAAAUAAGGCAUCGUUAAUUGAUGGAAAAGCCAUUGCUCAGUGUAUCCGAUCAGAAAUCGCCGAUGAAGUUCGUCUUCUCUCUCAAAAGUAUGGAAAGGUCCCUGGACUGGCGGUAGUCAUUGUGGGCAACAGGAAGGAUUCUCAAAGCUAUGUUAAUAUGAAAAGAAAAGCAUGUGCUGAGGUUGGAAUUAACUCUUUGGACAUAGACCUUCCUGAGCAGGUUUCUGAGCCGGAAUUGAUCGCCAAGGUUCAUGAGUUAAAUGCAAACCCCGAAGUACAUGGUAUACUUGUUCAGCUUCCAUUGCCCAAACAUAUUAAUGAAGAAAGAGUUUUAACUGAAAUAAGCAUUGAGAAAGAUGUAGAUGGAUUCCAUCCUCUGAACAUCGGGAAACUUGCAAUGAAAGGCAGAGAACCCCUGUUUCAUCCUUGCACGCCGAAGGGCUGUCUUGAGCUUCUGUCUCGAAGUGGCAUCAGCAUAAAAGGCAAGAAGGCAGUUGUUGUAGGUCGUAGUAAUAUUGUUGGAUUGCCAGUUUCACUCCUCCUCUUGAAAGCAGAUGCAACCGUUAGUAUUGUUCACUCUCAUACCACUGAUCCUAAAAGUAUCAUCCGUGAAGCUGACAUCGUCAUAGCUGCAGCAGGACAAGCCAUGAUGAUUAAAGGUGACUGGAUAAAGCCUGGUGCUGCUGUGAUUGAUGUGGGGACAAAUGCAGUGGAUGAUCCGAGUAAGAAGGCAGGCUACCGGCUGGUGGGGGAUGUCGAUUUCCAUGAAGUGAGUAAAGUAGCAGGAUGGAUAACGCCUGUCCCUGGAGGUGUUGGUCCCAUGACUGUAGCCAUGCUACUUAGAAAUACCUUGGAUGGCGCCAAACAUGUGAUCGAGCAGUGAAGGCUCCUUCCUUUCCUAUGAAGGGCAUGUUCUAUGAUAUUCUCCCAUUUAAGAGUUUGUACAAGUUUGAGUGUAAGAAGUAUAUGGUUCAGGUCUUUGCUUCUCUGGAUUUUGAUCAUGUUGAAAAUACUCUCUUCAAAGAAUACCUCUGAUUAGGAUGUUGCUUUUUAGAUCGAUAUGGAUCAAUAUUUAGUUGGGGGAAUUAUUUUGUCAUUUCUGAUGAAUGUGAUAUAGAUUUUGGUGUA
Messenger RNA from Beta vulgaris subsp. vulgaris (sugar beet), 1228 nucleotides. RefSeq names its product bifunctional protein FolD 2. Gene Ontology annotation, cellular component: cytosol. Gene Ontology annotation, biological process: tetrahydrofolate interconversion. NCBI's taxonomy places the organism in Eukaryota, Viridiplantae, Streptophyta, Magnoliopsida, Caryophyllales, Amaranthaceae. Bases 81 to 983 code for a protein of 300 amino acids. Gene Ontology annotation, molecular function: methenyltetrahydrofolate cyclohydrolase activity; methylenetetrahydrofolate dehydrogenase (NADP+) activity. The record is from RefSeq and is a predicted model, not a curated record. The transcript is spliced from 5 exons.